Coniophora puteana RWD-64-598 SS2 is the source of this 1641-nucleotide messenger RNA. Its product is annotated as NAD(P)-binding protein. NCBI's taxonomy places the organism in Eukaryota, Fungi, Basidiomycota, Agaricomycetes, Boletales, Coniophoraceae. The transcript has 5 exons. Bases 66 to 1007 code for a protein of 313 amino acids. Gene Ontology annotation, molecular function: oxidoreductase activity. The record is from RefSeq and is a predicted model, not a curated record.
UCUCUCCGGAUCCAACCACAUCCAUCUACCUCCGUUCUCAACCCUUCUCGUCAUCUCAUACGACCAUGUCCACCCCAACAUCACCCAAGGUCUGGUUCGUCACCGGUUCCUCGUCCGGCAUAGGCCGCCUCACCGUCGAAGCCGCCCUCCGCGCAGGCGAUAGCGUUGUCGCCACCCUGCGCAAGCCCUCCGUUCUCGAAUCGCUUCAGGCUGAAUACCCCGCGGAGCGGCUACUCGUUCUUCCUCUGGAUGUUUCCUCCUCUUCCCAGGUCAGCGACGCGUUUGAACUCGCUGUCAACGCGUUCGGGCGGAUCGACGUCGUCUUGAACAACGCGGGAUAUUACUUUAUCAGCGACGCGGAAGGUGUGCCGGAGGACCAGGCGAGGAAGAUGUUCGAUACGGUGUUUUGGGGCGCGGCGAACGUCACGGGGGAGGCGAUCAGGGUGUUCAGAGAUGUGAAUGGUAAGGAAGAGAAGAGCGGGAGAGGGAUAGGAGGGAGGUUGCUGCAGAUGAGCUCGAGGACGGCGGUGUCGCCGCAGGCAGGGAGUAUACAUUAUGCUGCUGCGAAAGCGGCACUAGAGACUCUAUCGGAUGGUUACGCCACAGAACUUGACCCAGCGUGGAACAUCAAGAUAUCCUGCAUAGAGCCCGGCCUCUUCCACACCUCCGCACCCGCAAACAGCACCAUGCUCCCGCCGCAUCCAGCAUAUACCUCUCCCUCGCUUCCCGUGACACAGUACCGCGCACUGUACAACCAUCCCGACGGGAUCGAGCACAUCUUUACCGGCGAUCCGGCGAAGCUCGCGCAGCUCAUGCUGCGCCUCGCAGAUCUCGAAGAACCGCCGGCGAGGCUGCCCGUGCACGCAGUGUCGCUCGCAGCAGUGAGGCAUAAGGGCGAAAGUUUGGUGAAGACGGUGGAUGAAUAUGCGAGCUGGAGCGAUGAUGUGUACUUAGAAGGGGUUGAGGUGAAGGAGUACAAGGCUGGGGAGAAGUUUUUGUUCAAGUAGAGUGGGUUUAUCCAUGAAUUUGUCGGACACGCAACAAGUACUCUAGAGUGACUUUGCGAAUUACGAUCCUCCUUCCGAGAAGUGACAUAAUGUACAUGGGUAAACAUGGAAAAAAUCCGUGGCCAUAAUUACUUCGCAAGCCGCCAACUCGGGCGAACUCUCGAAUCUACGUCCCUUAUCCCGCUACACAACCGGCGCCCCUGCCCCAAAUGCUCCAGGGACCGUAUACUUCCCCAAGGUAUCCCGAUGAUGAUGGGUAUUAUGAUGCCGAUGCCUACGCCUCCGAGAAGGUAACUCAAUAACUGUAGCACCACCAGGUUGCUGAUACGUAGUCGCGCCAGCGUAUGGUCGCCCGCGCCCGUCGAGGACGGGGGCCGUCCGCGAGGUGGUGGCCGCCGGCUGCGUUUGCACUUGUUGAACCGGCGCGGAUGUCGUCGGAAGAGUUGUUGAGGAGGCCAAAGGCUGUUGAGCCGACGUGGGCGCCAAAGGGAGGGGCGAGGUUCUGCCCAUGUCGCCUCCCAUGCCGCCUCCCAUGCCGCCUCCCAUACCACCUCCCAUACCACCUCCCAUACCGCCUCCCAUACCGUUGCCCAUACCGUUGCCCAUACCAUUGCCCAUACCGCCUCCCAUACCG